This is a messenger RNA of Coregonus sp. 'balchen', 2783 nucleotides long. Lineage: Eukaryota; Metazoa; Chordata; Actinopteri; Salmoniformes; Salmonidae. The record is from the annotation of a GenBank genome assembly.
AUGCAUAAGCUGAAUGAGGAGAUAGGGGCCAUGGAGAAGGAGCACAGCGACUUGCAGCUGCGCAUUUGCCGUACUGGUGGUGUUAGAACCUGGGGUACUGGAGGACCCUCAUCACCAGGGGGGGCUGAGGAGAAUGGGGAGCAGAUGCCAUGCUACUUCAUCAAUGUGAGCCUCCUGUAAAGGUAUGACUUCCAGAACAGCCAGAAUAGCAUAACCAGGUAGCUCAGAGUUACAGAAUUACUGCUGUCUGUUCAGAAAGAAAUGAAAUAAUUCAGAAUAGCCUACUACACCACGAGAAGGCCUAUAAUUUAGCCACAGAGGAUCAACGGCUUCUUUAAAAAAAUUGACUACUUGGAUUGUUGUAGCCCAAUAAAAAGGCAAAACCCUACAGUGGGGAAAAUCAGAGAAAAUUUGUAAAUGAACCAUGCAGACAAAACAGCCCUUUUCAAAAUUUUUCAAAUACAAUUGUUUUUCUGAAAAUUCGAAAUAUAUUUUUUAUCUGUUCAUUGCUAAUACAUCCGCAAAGUUGGACACACCGCUGAUGUCAACAGGGGUAGCAAACAAUGUUUAUGCUUCAAUAUUGUCUGUUUUGACUGAGUUAGUCUUAAUGACAUAUUUCUGUGUGAAAAUAAGUGUGCAGCACCGACUGAGGGUCUUCAUCAGGAAACGGACCCUCAGGAAAUGGUGAUCAAAUAAUUUAAAAUCCUGUCCUGUAUUCACUUUAUAAUGCAAUGAUAAUCUAUGUUUAAGCAUUUACCAGCGUCCAGCAAGUGACGCAACAUUCUAAGGAUAGUGGUUUUCUAUAUCUGCAUUGCUUGCUUUUUGGGUUUUUAGGCUGGGUUUCUGAAUAAGCACUUUGUGACAUCUGCUGAUGUAAAAAGGGCUUUAUAAAUACAUUUGAUUUGAAUUGCGGGAAAACACAGGUUGGAAGGCAAAUGGCUCCUGCCGAAAAGAGAAGACUAAUAUGUAUGCUGUGGGCUACCAAAAUAUUUGUUCAACUUCCAAAUAUUGUUUUACAAAUAAAAUAACAGAGAUAGGCUUUUGGCACGAAUGCAUCGGCCAUCACCGGCAAGUGAGCUGCGCAUAUUUGGGUGAGUCAGUGAAGCUGGAAAGCAUUUUUAGGACUAUAUUUCCUCCUCAUAUUGUAGCCUACAAUAUGUGCGCCUCCACACACCUAAGUCUAGGCUAUUGAUAGAUUCAAGACAAGGUCGUUUUUAUUGAUCUCAGAUUCUCAGUUUGUCAGUGUCAAAGUAGCCUGUCAUUGCGAUCAAAAAAUAUUCUACCAAAGUCUACAGUCAUGUAAAAUGAUUAGAAUUGCAAUGAAAUGCGUUUAUAAAAGGCAAAAUGUUCCUAGGCUACUAAAAUCUUUCCCCCAUGUGUGCAACUUCUGUAAGCACUCUACUGCUCUAUGCAAAUGCGAUAUGCAUGCAAUUCUUUAUUGUAACUUUUUUUUAUUUUUUAUGUAUGUGUUCCUGUACCUCAGAGCUCCCCAGGUCACACCCCUCUCGCGCUCACUUUUUGUUCCGGCAUCUCCUGAUUUACAAAUUAAGCAAUGUACGACAUAAUCAUAUUGGAUGAUAAAUAACAGCUGUGGCAGCUAUCUACUAUAGCGCGAGUCGCCUUGGUUGGUUGCCGUCUCUCCCGCAGAACUGCCCCUGCUAGAGCGGCAACCUCUCUCUCCCUCAUGCUUGAUCAGUUCUGGUUAAUAAUGUAGCUUAAAAAUGAACUUUUCUGCUGCUUCCCUCACUCGGAUUGGACCGGACUGGGUCUGGGUCCGACCAGGUCUAUACGGAAGGGGUCUAGUUGUCCUCGGGUUCAUUCGGAACAGGUUUCUAUAUUAAUCUGUAUAUAUUUAUGCAUUUUGGGUGCGGGUGGGAAAGCCUGAGGUCCAUUUCGAAACGGGUCCAACUUUUUGGAUCUGUGAAGACUUCUAUAAAGUAGCUUAAAAAAUGUAAUUUUCUGCUGCUUCCAUCACUCUGAUCGGAACGGGUCUGGAUCCGACCAGGUCUAUACAGAACGGGUCUAGUUGUCCUCGGGUGCAUUUGGAACGGUCUCUAUAUUUAAAAAAAAUGAUUUAUGCAUAUCGGGUCUAGGUGGGAAAGCCCCAGGUCCAUUUCGGAACGGGUCCAACUUUUUGGACACGUGAAGGCCUGUAGUGUAAAUGCCAGGUCCUGGGCUCCAUCCAUAAUGACCCCAAGCCCGAUAACCAGGACAUGCAUAAGCUGAAUGAGGAGAUAGGGGCCAUGGAGAAGGAGCACAGCGACUUGCAGCUGCGCAUUUGCCGUACUGGUGGUGUUAGAACCUGGGGUACUGGAGGACCCUCAUCACCAGGGGGGGCUGAGGAGAAUGGGGAGCAGAUGCCAUGCUACUUCAUCAAUGUGAGCCUCCUGUAAAGGUAUGACUUCCAGAACAGCCAGAAUAGCAUAACCAGGUAGCUCAGAGUUACAGGCACUGCACAGGAAGAUGACCAACUUUUUCCUGUCCUUGAAAAAAGAGGGACGCAGAACCCUGAUUUAUUCUCAUAGGGGAGAUCUUUGAGCACAGAGGCAUGUUCAAGAGGGUUCGGAAAACACUCAUUGGAGAGAGCCCAACAGAAGCUACUCAACAACAUUCCAGAUGCACUACAGAACAGGGUGGGACAGCAUAACGGCAGAUAUGGCAGCAUCAAAGUCUUCAACACACUUCAGGAGACCAGUGCCAACAAGCAUCUACUUUAUAUCCUCCUGGAAAGGUUCCUCAAAGAGCUGUGUCCAGAGCUCAAUGUGGAGAUGGUCCAGAUCUGA